Molecule: messenger RNA, 1148 nt
Organism: Hemiscyllium ocellatum (epaulette shark)
Lineage: Eukaryota; Metazoa; Chordata; Chondrichthyes; Orectolobiformes; Hemiscylliidae
Gene: dnajc17
Product: DnaJ (Hsp40) homolog, subfamily C, member 17
Exons: 11
Coding region: 118-1065 (315 amino acids)
Biological process (GO): spliceosomal complex disassembly
Cellular component (GO): spliceosomal complex
Molecular function (GO): RNA binding
Source: RefSeq, a predicted model, not a curated record
UCCUGUGUUGAGGUUUGGCAUGAGACUGUUCCAAAUGUAUUCUGAUGGUACUUUUGAAACCCUUGUGCUUGGAUUUCGAUUCGGUUGUUUUGUUUUCUCUCCAGCUGUGGUUGACUGAUGGCAGACGAUGCAGACAAAUACAGAGUUGAAAGCUGUCCAGUUUCUCUGGUUCACUUCAUCGUUGGUAUCGAACCAGCACACCUUGCUCUGUUCUCAAGUGAGAUCAAGAAAGCAUACAGACAGAAGGCUUUGAAAUGUCACCCAGACAAGAACCCAGACAAUCCCAAGGCAGUGGAAUUGUUCCAUCAGUUAUCCCAGGCUCUGGAAGUUCUGACAGAUGCAGCUGCAAAGGCAGCCUAUGAUAAAAUCAGAAAAGCGAAAAAGCAGGCAGCAGAGAGGAACCAGAAACUCGACAGCAAGAGAAAGAAAGUAAAGCUUGACUUGGAGGCCCGUGAAAGAGAAGCCCAGCUCAAUGAAGAAGAGGAAAUUAAGAUUGCAAAGAAUUUAGAUGAAGUGAUUGCCAGGCUAAGGGAAGAGGGCUCUAGACAUUUAGAGGAACAGCAGAGGCUUGUCAAAGAACAAAUACUGCUGGAGAGAGAGCAGAGGCUGCGAGGAUCUGAUGUCCGAACUGAUUCCAUAAACAACUCAACCCCUAAACUGAAACUGAAAUGGAAGUGUAAGAAAGAUGACGAAUCAAAUGGUGGCUACUCUCAUGAAUACCUCCUCUCCAUCUUGAAGAAGUACGGUGAGGUUUUGAACCUGCUCAUAUCUAGUAAAAAGAAAGGCUCCGCUAUUGUGGAAUUCUCCUCAACCAAGACUGCUGAGCUUGCUUUUAAAAAUGAGACUGGGUUAACAAGUAACCCACUGAAGAUCUCCUGGUUGGAAGGAUCACCCCCUCCAAAUACAAGCAACCCGACAUCAUCAUCGUUGGAGACAAGUUCAUCUAAUCUGUUCCAGAAUACAGCACGCACAGAACGAGAUUAUGAAAGUCUUGUGAUGAUGCGGAUGCGACAGGCAGCAGAACGACAGCGGCUCAUCAAACAACUUCAAGAGGAUGAUUCUUAAACUUUGGCAUUGGCAAAUGCUUCAGAUUCCCUUCUGUUUCCCUUGAACUGGAAUAAACUGCUCUUUAUUUUUAUUAAUCGGUA